This is a messenger RNA of Hyaloscypha bicolor E, 2606 nucleotides long. RefSeq lists its product as uncharacterized. The record is from RefSeq and is a predicted model, not a curated record. Gene Ontology annotation, biological process: entrainment of circadian clock by photoperiod; circadian regulation of gene expression. The transcript has 2 exons. Gene Ontology annotation, cellular component: cytoplasm; nucleus. The coding region runs from base 172 to 2118 and encodes 648 amino acids. Lineage: Eukaryota; Fungi; Ascomycota; Leotiomycetes; Helotiales; Hyaloscyphaceae. Gene Ontology annotation, molecular function: DNA binding; FAD binding.
GAUGCGGGGGCCGGCCGCUCACCUUACCGUAGCGAUGCGCUAAAAAUAUGGUGAAGUCACUGUCCUUCGAAGCUUCCUUUCAUCCAAACCUCACGAGACAUGUCAUGCUACAAUUUUGGAGCCAUCUAUGUGUUUUUGGAUCACAAGAACUGAAGAUACAGCUCAAAAAUUAUGGGAAAUCCCAGGGUAAUUUACUGGUUUCGAACCGACCUCCGUCUCCACGAUUCUCCGGCCCUGGAAGCUGCUUUGGACCUCAACCCUGAGGCUUUCUGGCCGAUAUGGACCUGGGAUCCCCAGUAUGUAUACAGGGCUAGAGUUGGUACCAAUAGAUGGCAAUUCCUUCUCGACUGCCAGAAUGACCUCUCCAAAUCCAUAACGAAACGAAACAAGAAAUCAAAGUUGUUUCUGAUGCGAGAAGCUCCCCAAACUUUAUUUCCAAAGCUCUUUAAAGUUUGGGAGAUCACGCAUUUGGUAUUCGAAAAAGAUACGGAUGCUUAUGCAAGGGAUAGAGAUGCAACAGUUAAGAAGGCAGCUGAGGAAGCUGGUGUAGAGGUCAUCAUCAAGUCCGGCCGCACACUAUGGGACAGCGAUGCGCUGGUCAAGAAAAAUCAUGAAAAACCAACAAUGAGCAUCAGUCAGGUACAAUCAGCAGGGCCAAAGAUUGGGAGAAUCCCAAGACCAAUCCCUGCCCCGGAAUCAAUACCCGAUCCAGGAGAAAUAAAGCUGGAUUUUGAGCAGCAACAACCAGAAUCGGACCCAGAUUUCAAUAAUGACUCUAGAAGUCAUGGCGAUAAGUCUUACGAGAGAAUAUCUGGACCUAAUGGUGAUUUUGCAGUCCCGACAAUGGAGGAGCUUGGCUUCCCAACAGCAACAUCAUCGCAUCGAGGUGGAGAGAGCAUUGCUUUGAAGAUGCUAGACAAGAUAAUCGCCGAUGAGAAGUACACCGCAACAUUUGAGAAACCUAACACCGCACCCACAGCAUUCGAACCACAAGCCACCACUCUCCUCUCACCCCAUCUCCACUUUGGCAGCCUCAGCGUGCACGAGUUCUACUGGCGAGUCCAAGACGUCGUAGACAACUACUCCGGCAAAGCAUCACAGCCUCCCGUCUCCCUGACAGGCCAGCUCCUAUUCCGAGACAUGUAUUUCGGAGCUCAAGCAGCACUGGGCUAUUCCUUCUGCCAAACGCUAUACAACUCGCACUGCCGCUUCAUACCCUGGCAUCUCCCCAGCAAAGUCGACCACACAACCAGGCUCGUAACAGGAGAAUACCACAUCGACUCGGCACAGGCAGAAGAAUGGUUCCAACGCUGGAAAUAUGGACUUACAGGCUUCCCUUGGAUCGAUGCUCUGAUGCGACAACUUCGUCGAGAAGGCUGGAUUCACCAUCUUGGCCGGCACGCUGUCGCCUGUUUCCUCACCAGGGGCGGAUGCUACAUCUCCUGGGAGCGCGGGGCAGAAGUAUUUGAAGAGUGGCUCAUUGACCACGAAACUGCUUGUAACGCAGGGAACUGGCAGUGGCUGUCCUGCACUGCUUUCUUCGCACAGUUUUACAGGUGUUAUAGCCCAAUUGCGUUCCCGAAGAAGUGGGAUAAAGAUGGCAAGUUUGUGAAGAGGUAUGUGCCUGAGUUGAAGGAUUUGGAUGCGAAGUAUAUUUAUGAACCGUGGAAGGCGCCGAUUGCGGAUCAGAAGAAGGCUGGUGUGAGGAUACAGGGUGAGGGGAAGGAGGAACAGGAGGGUAUAUACCCGAAGCCGAUGUUUGACUUCAAUGAGAGGAGGGACGCCUGUAUAGAUGGGAUGAAGAAGGCGUAUAAAGUUGGGCUGUAUGGCGAUGACCCGAAGGUCAUUGAUGGGACGUGGAGGAAGCUGUUUGAUGAUGCUGGUGAGGGACGGACGAAAGGGAAUACUUUUGGCGGUGCAAUGGAAGAAGAGGUCGGUGAAGAGAAGGCAGUACAAGUUGAUGAUGGGAAUGGUGAGGAAAAUAAUGGCGCGCCUGAAGAAGAUGAGAGUGGUGGAAAGGAAGAAGGCAAUGAAAAUAAAGGGGGCGACAGAAAAGGGGCAAAGCGUAAGCGAGGGCAGAGAACUCCGGAUUCACACGUCAAGAGAUCCAAGAAGUAGCCAGGCCUCAAGGCAAUGAAUGAUACGCUCAAAAUGAGUAUCCCUUGCCUGUGAAAGACAUGACCAUGCUCUGAAAGUACCUGAUCGGGCCGAGACAUUGAAGCUCAUUGACACUUGUCGGAUCUCAGACGCGAAUAAUUCAAGCAUCACCUUUCGCAGAUAUUCGUAGACAGAAGUAGCAGCCUAGAAAUUGUACGAAAUGGACGGCACACAUUGAGCACCUCGAAUGGUCAAUCCCAAAUUACCACGAGAUACACUUCUAUGCGCCCCACCGGCGCUCCUGAUUUUACAACCGUUGCCAAUCUAAACCAGAUCCAAGAACACCAAAUGCAAAUGCCCCCAGCAGAACCUCAUCAGUCAUCCCACUCCUCAUCAAGUUGAUCAAUGAGUCGAUUCUCAUCCUCAUUUCUAUGCCUUCCUCUCCGAUUCGAAUUGCCGUUUGCCGAGAUAGAGAGAGCGCUGUAGCCUCUCCUACUUGGGAGGAAAUG